AAAGAGCCCGAGAGCUUCUGGCAGCCGGCUGAGCCCCCAACGGGCCUCCCGCCCGCUGCACCUUCGCAGCCUGGCUGUGCACGCGCUGUACCUGAGACAUCCUGGCCGACUUGCAAGAACUCCAGGGAGACAGCGGAGGAGGCGAGGACCAGGAAGCGAUCGCCCAGAUUGCACUGGCAAGCGCCUUUAGAGGCGCGGUCCACUCGCCCCAACCCUGCUCGGGCGAGCACCGGAAAGCCAAUCAGAAGCCAGCUAUGCGCUAGGGGCGUGCCCAGCCCCCGCCGCGGCGCUAGCCCCGCCCGAGCCCACGUGGGACCGCUUGCGCAAACGCCGGGAGUAGCCGAAGGGGACGCCGGGAACAGGUGGGGACAACGGAAGUAGGGUGCUUAGUUUUGCUGCCGGGAGUUGGUCGAGAGUUGGGUUCAGUCCUGGCCCGUUGUGGGGACGGCACGCGGGGGAAGGGGAGGGGACGGAGACCGAAGAACGGAGGUCCUUAUGUUUCUUUUCUUUCCUUAAAUCUUGCCCGGCCUGAAGAGGCCGGAAGUUGCAUCUCUGGACAAGUAAACUCUGAGACCUGGGAAUGGCGGGCGGGACCCGCUCCUCCCUUGGGGUCUAGAGGAGACCCCCGGAGAUGGUCCCUGAUGAGCAGCGUGAUGGUGGAAAGCUGGACUGGUCUCCCGAAAGGCGAAGCCGAGGCUUCUUCCUCUGAACUUUUGGCACGUUCUUUGACUUGCUUGUGGCCGUAGUGUCAGGCCUGUAUUGCACAUUUAUGUCUGUGGUGCAUUUCUCCAUCUGGGCCAGCUGAGGGGCCCACGGACAUAGGGCACCCACAAUAGGCGUGUGUCUGCUGUGUGUUUGUGUUCGGCCGUCCUGCUUCUCUGUUUCCACACGUACACAUGCCCCUGUGUUACUUUGGUUCAUCUUCUGUACUCUGUCAGUUUUCUGCUGGUCAGAACAUCUGUGACUGUGACAGAGCUGUCCAGGAUUGCAGUGGAUAGGAAUUUCUUCACAUGGCUCCUGGAGAAGUGACCAUCACAGUUCGCCUCAUCCGUUCCUUUGAACAUCGCAAUUUCAAACCUGUAGUGUAUCACGGAGUGAAUUUGGACCAAACUGUAAAGGAAUUUAUCGUAUUUCUAAAGCAAGAUAUCCCUUUAAGGACCAACCUGCCACCACCAUUCAGAAAUUAUAAAUAUGAUGCACUAAAGAUUAUUCAUCAAGCACAUAAAUCAAAGACAAAUGAACUUGUGUUGAGUUUGGAAGAUGACGAAAGACUCCUGCUGAAAGAAGACAGCACUCUGAAAGCAGCUGGAAUCGCCAGUGAAACUGAAAUUGCAUUCUUCUGUGAAGAAGAUUAUAAGAACUACAAAGCUAAUCCCAUUUCAUCCUGGUGAAAACAUCUCGAGGGCUUCCUUUUUGCAUACCUGUAUUAAGCUCUUUAUUCCACUGCUGAAUUUUUGAAAUUGACAAACAAAUCUUAAAAAAUUAAUCCCAGGCUAUACUCUUUGAGCUAAAAUCUGGUUAUUUCUUUCUCUUCAGGUCUUUCCUUCUCUCUUUCUUUUUCUUUGUUGUUGUAAAAUAAUAUAUUAUGAGAAAAACAUUUGAUCUUUUUAAAGGGAAAUAAAUUGUUAUUAAAAAUUA
Homo sapiens (human) is the source of this 1638-nucleotide messenger RNA. RefSeq names its product chromosome 2 open reading frame 76 (gene C2orf76). The record is from RefSeq and is marked validated. The coding region runs from base 1011 to 1391 and encodes 126 amino acids. The transcript is spliced from 7 exons. NCBI's taxonomy places the organism in Eukaryota, Metazoa, Chordata, Mammalia, Primates, Hominidae.